AUGGUAACUAUCUGGGACCCCAGGGGCCUCCAUUUCACCCUCCUUUGCCUGAAUACCAGCACCCCCAAUCUGGAUCACAGGAGCCUCAGGUCCCCCAGCACCUCUCGGUGCUCAUCUGAGGAGCUGCUGGAUCGCCUCUUCAAGAAGGGUGUAGUGACUGAGGCUGAGGUCAAAGUCUAUAUCCAGCAGCUGGUGGAAGGCCUGCACUAUUUGCACAGCCAUGGUAUCCUUCACCUGGACAUAAAGCCCCCCAACAUCCUGAUGGUGCACCCAGCCAGGGAAGACAUUAAGAUCUGUGACUUUGGAUUUGCCCAGAAGAUCACCCCUUCAGAGCCACAGUACAGCAAGUACGGCUCGCCUGAAUUUGUGUCCCCAGAGGUCAUUGAGCAGAGUCCUGUGAGCGAGGGCUCAGACAUCUGGGCCAUGGGCGUCAUCUCCUACCUCAGCCUGACCUGCUCAUCCCCAUUUGCUGGAGAGAGCGACCGUGCCACCUUGCUGAAUGUUUUGGAGGGGCGGGUGUCUUGGAGUAGUCCCACGGCUGCCCAUCUGAGUGAGGAUGCCAAGGACUUUAUCAAGGCCACGCUACAGAAGACCCCUGGCGCCCGGCCUAGCACUUCCCAGUGUCUUGCCCAUCCCUGGUUCCUGAAAUCUAUGCCGGCUGAGGAGGCCCACUUCAUCAACACCAAACAGCUCAAGUUCCUUCUAGCCCGAAGUCGCUGGCAGCGUUCCUUGAUGAGCUACAAGUCUAUCCUGGUGAUGCGCUCCAUCCCUGAGCUGCUCCAGGGUCCUCCAGACAGUCCAUCCCUGGGAGUGGCCCGGCACCUCCGAGGGGAAGCCAGUGGUUCCUCUAGCUCCUCGUCUUCCUCGGACAAUGAGCUCGCCCCAUUUGCCAGGGCUAAGUCGCUGCCACCUUCCCCUGUCUCUCACUCCCCACUGCUGCACCCUCGGGGCUUUCUACGGCCUUCUGCCAGCCUCCCAGAGGAGACAGAGGCCAGCAUGCCUACUGCUGAUGCGGCCAUGCCAGCAUCUCCCCAGGGUGCUGGGCCUCCAAGAAGUCCAGGUUGUGUGCCCCGGCACAGUGUCAUCAGCAGCUUGUUCUACCAGCAAGCUGGUGAGGGUUCAGAGCGUGGGAGCCAAACCUCGAGUGCGAAGAGGCACCCGGCUAGGAGGCGGCACCUGCUAAAGGGUGGGUACAUUGCAAGAGCCGUACCAGGUCUGCGAGAACCACUGAUGGAGCACAGUGUGCUGGAGGAGGAGGCUGCUAGGGAGGAGGAACAGGCCGGCCUGCUGACCAAGACACCCUCCUUUGAGACUGCCCUACGACUACCUGGCUCCAGUGGCCGAGAGGUCCCGGGCCGAAGCCGCUCCCUGGACCACAACCCACCAGAUGCCACGGGCCCCUCUCCUGAGGCAUGCAAGGGACAAUACCUGUUCCCGCCCCGCUCAGGGGUGACCCGUGAAGCCACUGACAAGGACAUGGGGCACAAAGAGGGGUUCUUUUCACCUAGUGGCGACUUGAGACCUGCUAAUCAAGAGGGAUCAUCGCAAGACAGUUGUAGAGAGAAACCUGCCCCUUCUUGUCACUCUGAACUUGGUUCUGGCCCCCCGGAGGGCUGCAGUUCUCUAUCACCACAGUCGCUUGGCUGCUUACCUCCACAGUCACAAAAGGGCCUCUUGACACCCUGUGCUCCUUUCCUCUCCGGACAGCCUCAGGCAGCACCAUUCCCAACCCAAGCAAGCCCUCUUCCGGAGGAGCCUCAGGAUAGCACGCUCCCUGGAGGGCCAUGUCCCUCCAGUUCCCCAGGGCCAGCCUCCCAAGUAGGUGCCUCCCUGGAUACUGAAGGCUUGUCUGAAGCAGGGGACACAUAUGACUUCACACCCCCUCCACAGAGGCCUCAGGAGCAGGCCACCACCCGGAAGUUCUCCCUGGAAUCUCGUGGGGGCUAUGCAGGGGUGGCAGGCUAUGGCACCUUCGCCUUUGGCGGGGAUGCAGGGGGCAUGCUAGGACAGGGUCCUCUUUGGGCCAGGAUGGCCUGGGCUGUGUCCCAGUCCUCAGAAGAGCAGGAUGAAGCUGCGAUUGAGAGCUCUCAACCUCUGGCCAGCUCAGGGCCCAUGGCUGGGGCCUGUGGAGUUCCUUUAAGGACUUCCCCAAGCCUCACCCCAUGGGAGGAAGUGGAGCAGGUGUCCCUGGUACAGAUCCGGGAUCUGUCUGGUGAUGCAGAGGCAGCCGACACCAUCUCCUUGGAUAUUUCUGAGGUAGAUCCCGCCUACCUCAAUCUGUCUGAUCUAUAUGACAUCAAAUAUCUCCCAUUUGAGUUCAUGAUCUUCAGGAGGGUCCCCAAACCUACAGAGCAGCCAGAGACACCUGGCUCUGAAACUGAGGCCGGGCAAGGGCUGGCAGAGUUCCUGGAGGAGGCCGUGUGGCCCUGGCCAGGCGAGCUGGGACUACGUGCUGGCCUGGAGAUUACAGAGGAGCCAGAGGAGCCAGAUGACCUGGAAGCGCUUCUGGGAGAGGCUGCUGUGGGCAGGAAGCGAAAGUGGUCCCCCUCCCGUGGCUUCUUCCAAUUCCCUGGGAGGUGCCUGUCAGGGGAGGAGCCUGUGGAGCUUGGGCUGCGCCAGAGGGUGAAGGCCUCCAUGGCUCACAUCUCCAGGAUCCUGAAGGGCAAGCCGGAAGGUCCUGAGAAGGAGGAGCCCCCCAGAAAGAAGGCAGGCCUAGCUUCUUUCAGGCUGUCAGGCCUGAAGGGCAGGGACCAAGCCCCAUCCUUCCUAAGAGAGCUCUCAGAUGAGGCUGUGGUGCUGGGCCAAUCAGUGACAUUGGCCUGCCAGGUGUUGGCCCAGCCAACUGCCCAGGCUACCUGGAGCAAAGAUGGGGCCCGCCUGGAGAGUAGCGGCCACCUCCUCAUCUCUUCCACCCUGAAGAACUUCCAGCUGUUGACCAUCCUGGUGGUGACAGAGGAAGAUCUAGGCACAUACACCUGCUGUGUGAGCAAUCCGCUGGGGACAGCAGUCACUACAGGCGUCCUCCGGAAAGCAGAGCGCCCCUCAUCCUCUCCACGCCCAGAGGUGGGGGAAGUGUCCACAGAUGCCGUGCUGCUGGUCUGGAAGCCCGUGGAAUCCUGUGGCCCAGUGACCUACAUUGUGCAGUGCUGUAUAGAAGGAGGCAGCUGGACCACCCUGGCCUCUGACAUCUCCGAUUGCUGCUACCUCACCAGCAAGCUAUCUCGGGGUGGCAUGUAUACUUUCCGGACGGCAUGCGUCAGCAAGGCAGGAAUGGGCCCCUACAGCAGCCCCUCAGAACAGGUCCUCCUUGGAGGACCCAACCACCUGGGUGAGUUUGUGAGCAGACGGGGCAGAUAUGGGUGUCCGUCAGACCAGGCAUAG
Acomys russatus (golden spiny mouse) is the source of this 3381-nucleotide messenger RNA. Its product is annotated as obscurin-like. Gene Ontology annotation, biological process: protein phosphorylation. The record is from RefSeq and is a predicted model, not a curated record. Gene Ontology annotation, molecular function: ATP binding; protein kinase activity; protein binding. NCBI's taxonomy places the organism in Eukaryota, Metazoa, Chordata, Mammalia, Rodentia, Muridae.